CUAUUUGAAAAGGGAAUGGUGGCUUCCAUAAACAGCAACCGGCUCAAGGCCCAAGGCAUGGGCCAACACCAGAAUGCCUUCAACUACAGGAAUCAGAACUUUGAGGAGCUGCGAGCAGCAUGCCUAAAGAAGGGAGAGCUGUUUGAAGACCCCUUCUUCCCUGCUGAACCCAAGUCUCUAGGCUUCAAGGAUCUGGGCCCCAGCUCCAAAGAUGUGCAGAACAUCUCUUGGCAGCGGCCCAAGGAAAUCACGGACAACCCCCAAUUCAUUCUGCAUGACUUCUCUCCCACAGACAUCUGCCAAGGGCUCCUCGGGGACUGCUGGUUGCUGGCGGCCAUUGGCUCCCUCACCACGUACCCCAAACUCCUCUACCGUGUGGUGCCGAGAGGACAGAACUUCAAGAAAAACUACGCUGGCAUCUUUUAUUUUCAGCUUUGGCAGUUUGGGCAGUGGAUGAACGUGGUGGUGGACGACCGAUUGCCCACUAAGAAAAACAGGCUGGUGUUCGUGCACGCCUCCGAGCGCCAGGAUUUCUGGAGUGCUCUCCUGGAGAAGGCCUACGCCAAGCUGAACGGAUCCUAUGAGGCGCUGGCCGGAGGCAGCACUAUGGAGGGUUUCGAGGAUUUCACAGGGGGCAUAGCGCAGAGCAUUUGUCUCCAGAAGCCCCCUUACAACGUGCUGAGGAUGCUUAAGAAAGCCCUAGAGAAAUCUUCCCUCAUGGGCUGCUGCAUUGAAGUCAAGAACGAAAACGACAUUGAAACGAUGACCCCGAAUAUGCUGAUAAAAGGACAUGCUUAUGCAGUCACUGGCCUCGAGGAUAUCCGCUACAAAGGCAGGACGAAAACUCUGAUUCGGAUCCAGAACCCCUGGGGCCGAGUUGAGUGGAAUGGAGCCUGGAGUGACAGAGCCAUGGAGUGGGAAGAGGUGAGCCCGGCUGUCCAGAUACAAUUACAACGAACGAAGGAAAAUGGGGAGUUCUGGAUGUCCUAUGAAGACUUCAUGAGCAACUUCACACUCCUGGAGAUCUGCAACCUCACCCCAGAUGCGCUCAACCCCUUGGAAUACAAGAGCUGCUGGCACACAACCUUCUUUGAGGGCAGCUGGCGGAGGGGGAGCACAGCCGGGGGCUGCAGAAACCACCCCGAGACCUUCUGGAGCAACCCACAGUUUAAGAUCUCGCUCCCAGAGGAGGACGACCCGGACCCGGACCUGGACUCUGAGGAAAGCCAUGUGGUCUGCACCUGCCUGGUGGCCCUGAUGCAGAAGAACUGGAGACAUGCUCGGCCUCAGGGAACCCAGAUGCUCACCAUAGGCUUUGUCAUCUUCCCGGUCCCAAAGGAGUUUCAGAACCUCCAGAACAUCCAUCUGAAGAAAGAGUUCUUCGUGAAAUACCGAGAGCACGGCUUCUCUGAGAUCUUCACCAACGCACGGGAGGUGAACAGCCAUCUUCGGCUGCCCCCGGGGGAAUACAUCAUUAUUCCCUCCACCUUCGAGCCUCAUACCGAUGCUGACUUCCUGCUUCGGGUCUUCACGGAGAAACACAGUGAGAUCUUGAUGCUGGAUGAAGUCAGCAGGGCUGAGCAUCUCCAAGAGGAGACCAUAGCUGUGAAGGACAUAGACCAGGACUGUGUUCACUUGUUUGAGAUGGUGGCAAAUGGGGAAAAGGAAGUGAGUAUGUUUGCGUUACACAGACUCCUCAACAAGCUGUCAAGUAAAUUCAAGAAUUUCAAGAGCAGUGGCUUUAGCCUGGAUGUCUGUCGUCGUAUGGUCAACCUCCUGGAUAAAGAUGAUACUGGCAAGCUGGGGUUUCUAGAGUUCCAGAUCCUGUGGAGAAAGAUCAAGAAAUGGACGGACAUCUUCAAAGAGUGUGAUCACGACCACUCAGGGACCUUGAACUCCUACGAGAUGCGCUUGGCAAUAGAGAAAGCAGGCAUUAAGAUGAACAACAAGCUCACUGAGGUGGUGGUUGCUAGGUAUGCGGAUGAGAACAUGAUUGUGGACUUUGACAAUUUCAUCAACUGUUUCCUGAGGCUAAAGGCCAUGUUUGUGUUCUUCCUAUCCAUGGACACCAAGAAAACUGGUUCUAUUUCCUUGAAUAUAGAGCAGUGGCUGCAAAUCACCAUGUGGGGGUAGGGCGAUGCGGAGCCUGGCUCCCUCCCCGCGGCCGGCGCGGGGCUCUGGCCGGGACGGUGGGUGCUCCCUGUCGCCCUUGCUCUCCAGUGGCCCAGGCACAGUGUUUUCUUCGAGCCCCUGCUCCGGGCUGAGGGGAACUCUAAUCCUCAACCCUACCCCCCACACCACCCCCGAGCACGCACACGCUGUGAAUAUUUUGACAAAAAAUUAGGUGGAUCCUCUUCUCCCUCCACCCCCUGCCCGCCCGGUUUUCUCUGGCGAAGGCAGCCGCGCAGCCAGUUUGGUGUUGCCACACACCUGCCUGCCUGCCCUCCCUCUUGCCAGGGAUUCCAUUGCCUCCCCCCGCCCCUCCGCCGUGCACAUUAUUCUAAUAAAAAGAACAUGGUUUACCACUUAA
This is a messenger RNA of Meriones unguiculatus (Mongolian gerbil), 2530 nucleotides long. RefSeq names its product calpain 11 (gene Capn11). NCBI's taxonomy places the organism in Eukaryota, Metazoa, Chordata, Mammalia, Rodentia, Muridae. Gene Ontology annotation, biological process: proteolysis. The transcript is spliced from 21 exons. Gene Ontology annotation, cellular component: cytoplasm. The coding region runs from base 16 to 2133 and encodes 705 amino acids. The record is from RefSeq and is a predicted model, not a curated record. Gene Ontology annotation, molecular function: calcium-dependent cysteine-type endopeptidase activity; calcium ion binding.